Molecule: messenger RNA, 4015 nt
Organism: Danio aesculapii
Lineage: Eukaryota; Metazoa; Chordata; Actinopteri; Cypriniformes; Danionidae
Product: transmembrane protein 132C
Exons: 9
Coding region: 1-3432 (1143 amino acids)
Source: RefSeq, a predicted model, not a curated record
AUGAAAAUGGACAGUCAGGAGAUCUCAGAUGCCACCAAAUCCUCCACCCCAUAUCCAUUGUUUCUUCCUGUAACUUAUCAGGUUUGGGAUGCUGACUACUUCUUGCUAAAAGAGGCCGGCCAGGACAUCAUGCGCAACUCCAGCAUGCAGAGCCAUACACAGCCAUUUGUUGUGCUCAAAGCGCAGCGUCUCCCAGUUAUCAAUGCCAGCUACGGCCAACUCUCUACCAAACAGGAGAUUCCCCUGGAUCUAGUGCAGUCAGUUCAGUUAUUCCGACCUUCACCACCAGUUUUCUCCCUGAACUGGAGAGUCCAAUCUUUUGUCCUGACUAGGUGGGUCUAUUCAUCCUCUCCCAAAGUGCGAGUUUUGUUUUAUGUGGCUGGGAGAGACUGGGAUAGAGGAGAAAAGGAGAAAGGAACAAAAGACGAGCUGCCGUGCGUGACUGUAUAUGCCUUCUGGCAGACCCAAGAGGUCCGUGGCUCCUGUGUAAUUGGAAAUGAUCAUGGGACCUGCAUGGCAGAGGUUGACGCUCCUGCUAGUUGGUUUAACCAGGUUGAUGGCAGUUCCAGUCGGGAAAGACUUGGACCGACUCAGGGGAAUCCUGUGGAGCUAUAUUACCAAGCCCGACCUAGUGCUUAUGGACCAUGCACGGCUAGUGGAGAAGAGAGCAAAAGAUGGGAUUUGGGUGGGGGGAAUGCUGGCCAGCCCCAAGCUGAAUACAUGCCAGUGACCCCCAUGCAAAGGAUCGGGAGUGUUCGGCUCCUGCAAGUCAAACAGGGGGCCAUGCCAGUGUCUGUGCUCAGACUGAGAGAAGCUGUGGUCAUCCAGACCUCCUCUAAACCGCUUAAAAAGACUGAUAUAGCCUCCUUUUAUGUUUACGUGAAGAACUCUGCAAACCUAGACACCUUCUCCCUCAGAGCCAUGGUAAAAAAGGGUGUGUCCUUCCAAACAGCCACACCUAGCAACACGUUGCUAUGGGAUAUCACCCUAGACACAGGCCCAGAUGGAAGCGUUGGAGUGAUCUGCCAGAGAAAGUCAACAGCGAACGUAAAAAGCAAACUCCAAGCAGUUCUUCAGAUGGAUUUUGAAGUGGAGGAUGUGAGCAGUCAAUCAGAGAUUCAGAUGAUUAAGUGGGAACUGACUCUUCCGGAUGAAGUCAAAAUGAUGGGGGCGUCUGAAGGCACAAUGAGAAUCUACACCACUCAGAGGGACUUUGUUGGCUUGGCUCCUCUAGUUAUGGAUACAGAGCUGCUGAACACUGCAGUGCUGACUGGUAAGAGGGUUACGGUGGCAGUGAGAACCAUUGCUGUGGAACAAGACGGUUCUGUGACGGACGUCUCGGACUUUGUGGACUGCAGCUCCACUGAUGAAAAUGUUCUUAAGGUGUCCGACAGAUGUGACUUUGUUUACGUGAAUGGAAAAGAAAGCCAGGGUCGAUUAAGGAUGCUGGUGAACUUCACCUACAGUUACCUGAGCGCUCAGCUGGAGAUGAAGGUUUGGUUCCCUCGUCUGCCACUGGAUAUCGAGGUGUCUGAUUCAGAACUGAGUCCCAUCAAGAGCUGGAGGAUCCCCAUUAUGUCCACCAAGAGUAAAGCAGGCUGGAGCAGUGAAGAAGAGCGCAAAGGCCGUGGCUGUAUGCUGCAGUUCCAGCAUGCUCUGAUUCGAGUCCUCACACACUUUGUGGCAGAGCAAUCAGACCCUCGGGAGCCGCAGGCCUUCUUUCUGGGCUCUGAUUGGCAAGUGGAUGUGACCAGGCUGGUGCGGUACUUUCUGAAGGUGGAGGACCCUAAUGUUGUCCGUCUGCAGGCAGGCAGAGUGCUGUCAGGACAAGAUGUGGGCACCACUACUAUAAAGGUCCUUUCCCCGCUGUCAGACUCCAUCCUGGCAGAGAGGACAGUGAAAGUUGUGGAAGAAAGAGUGACCAUCACUGAACUGGGCCUGCAGUUGAUCAGUGGUCUCACACUCAACCUUCAGCUCAACACUGGAAGUAAUCGAGUCAUUAGUGCCACAGCAACCACACAGGAAGUUCUCAGCAAUCCUAAACAGGAAGCGGUGUUGAGCUCCUGGCUACAAUUUAGCGAUGGCUCCCUCACCCCACUGGACAUUUAUGACCCUGCUCACUACCGUCUGACUGUGACCUCAUUGGACGAGGGUGUGAUCUCUGUGCAGGACUCGUCUAUGACUGUUGUGGCAGAAGGUGAAGGGCAAGGAACGCUGGUAAGAGCCGAGAUGACUAUUUGUGAGGUCUGUCAGAAAUCCAAGCGCAAAAGCACUUUAGCUGUGGGCAGUGGGAGCUUGACGGUAAAGUUCCAGGCAAACAGCAGACGUCCUGAAAACAGCAGCGCCAACAAUAAUAGCACCGCAAACAGCACAGGACUCAGUUCGGGUGUCUCUGGGAAGGAAAACAGCAGCGAGCGUGAAGAUGAACGUGAGGAGGUGGACUCUGAGAAGAAGCUGCAGCUUCCAGAACAGGUUUCCAGUAGAAAUUCAGAGUCUGAGCGAGAGGAAAGUGCCUUGACGAAGAUUACCACCACAGUCAAGUCCACAUCGAGAGAAUCAACCAUUGUGAGCAUCGCCAAUGAUUUAGGAGUGGAGCGAGCUAACGAUGCCUCGGCUGGAGUCAGUAAACCUGGGAAUAUUCUAAACAGUGGAAAUUUCUUCAGUACGGGUAAAGCCGGGAGUGACGGGAAUACCGGAAUUUCCUGGAAUAGUAAUGAAGUUUCUGAGGGUUCGAUGUUCAGCACUGGGAAGGCUUCUGGGAAUUUAGUAAACUACAAUAACUACCCUCCACAAGAGGAAAUCCCCAAUGAGAAGCCAAAAACUGAUUAUGGAGAGGACGAUGAUGAUGAUGAUGGUAUUGAAGGCCCACUAUCAAACCGUCCACUUACAGAUCUGGAGAUCGGGAUGUAUGCACUACUUGGAGUAUUCUGCUUGGCUAUCUUAGUAUUUAUGGUAAACUGCGUAUCGUACUUGGUUAAAUUCCGACACAAGCAGACGCCUGCACAAAUUUCCGAGCAGACCGGUCAUCGACAUGACUGGGUAUGGCUGGGAACGGAUGCUGAGCUGGUUAUGAAUGUCAAUGGAAGCCCGUUACAGCAAGAUGCUCACAACACAUCUGUAAUUGACAUCGGACCCAACACUGAACCCUGUGGCACUCUCACUAGAAGGACCUCAUGUCAGGUCUCUUCUGUGUCGAAUGACUCUAAUACUGGGUGCGUGGGAUCCCUCACAGCAAAGCCAGCUCGAAGUGAAUCCCUACAUUCGCCCACUAGUAAGAGGAAAAGGGUCCAGUUUACCACUUUCACAUCCUUGGAUAGACAAACGUCUCCAAAAACUUUACCGCAAGAGAACGGACAUGGUAUUAACUGGGUGGGAAAGGAGGACAACUGUAUGUCACUUGAAGUAUCACCUGAAUCUUUGCAAAAAAUCUAAUUCUGGCUCAAACGCAGCCUGAUUUAUGCACCCAUAAUGAAUAUCUUUCCAUUGGGGUGGCCAACUCUGUUCCUUAAAUAAUGGAGGUCAAUGGACAGAGUUGCCUGCCCCUGCUCUAUAUGGUCACCCGAAUGCCUUCUUUCUAAAGGAAAGUUGCUCUGUUGGACUGUCAGGAUAAACAAUGCAGCUUCAUGGAUUUGACGUGACUUUCUGAAAGAUCAAUUCUGCCUUGAUGACUGCUCUAUUUUUGUGGAUUAUUAAAAGUACCCAAAAAGGUCUCCUUGAAAUAAUUAGCCAAAUUCUUUUCAUUUUUUUGUUUGUCUUCCUUAGUGUGCUUUCACAGGGGAAUAUAAAGAGAGCCAAACACUGAGCUGACUCUCCGUAGCACUUAAAUGACUUGUAGUCAUUCGUUUGAUACUUUGCACCCUUCGAUUUUUGAAUACAAAAUGGCAUGUGAAUAUUGUACAGAUAAACGUUCUCUUCGUUGAGACAUUUCGUCAUCCUGCAUUUGUAAGUACAGUCAAAUGUUUUGUGUUCCAUUAAAUGCCACAUUAAUGUUCAGUGCUUUGUGCAAUGAUAUGAA